This is a messenger RNA of Eptesicus fuscus (big brown bat), 1548 nucleotides long. RefSeq names its product solute carrier family 10 member 2 (gene SLC10A2). The record is from RefSeq and is a predicted model, not a curated record. The transcript is spliced from 6 exons. Gene Ontology annotation, cellular component: apical plasma membrane. Gene Ontology annotation, molecular function: bile acid:sodium symporter activity. Gene Ontology annotation, biological process: bile acid and bile salt transport. NCBI's taxonomy places the organism in Eukaryota, Metazoa, Chordata, Mammalia, Chiroptera, Vespertilionidae. Bases 4 to 1044 code for a protein of 346 amino acids.
GCGAUGAAUAAUUCAACGAGAUGUUUGGCCACAGCAACAGUUUGCAACGGUUCGUCCUGUGUGGUACCUGCCAGCAAUUUCAAUGCCAUUCUAAGUGUGGUCCUGAGCACUGUCUUGACCAUCCUGUUGGCUAUGGUGAUGUUCUCCAUGGGAUGCAAUGUGGAAAUCCAGAAAUUCCUGGGGCACAUAAAGCGGCCGUGGGGCAUAUGUAUUGGCUUUCUCUGUCAGUUUGGAAUCAUGCCCCUCGUGGGAUUCAUCCUGUCAGUGGCCUUUGACAUCCUCCCCAUCCAGGCCGUAGUGGUGCUGAUCAUGGGAUGCUGCCCCGGAGGAACUGCCUCCAAUAUCUUGGCCUAUUGGGUCGAUGGCGACAUGGACCUGAGCGUCAGCAUGACCACAUGCUCCACGCUGCUGGCCCUGGGAAUGAUGCCGCUGUGCCUCUUAAUCUAUACCAAAAUGUGGGUCGACUCGGGAACGAUCAUAAUUCCCUAUGAUAACAUAGGUACGUCUUUGGUGGCUCUUGUUGUUCCUGUUUCCAUUGGAAUGUUUGUUAAUCACAAAUGGCCCCAGAAAGCCAAGAUCAUACUUAAGAUUGGAUCCAUCACAGGUACAAUCCUUAUCGUGCUCAUAGCUGUGGUGGGAGGAAUACUGUACCAAUCUGCCUGGAUCAUCGCUCCCAAACUGUGGAUCGUAGGAACAAUAUUUCCUGUGGCUGGUUACUCACUAGGGUUUCUUCUGGCUAGAAUAGCUGGUCAGCCCUGGCACAGGUGCCGCACAGUUGCUUUGGAAACAGGAAUGCAGAACACUCAGCUGUGUUCUACGGUGGUCCAGCUCUCCUUCACCUUUGAGGAGCUCAAUCAGGUGUUUACCUUCCCACUCAUCUACAGCAUCUUCCAGCUCGUCUUCGCAGCAAUAUUCUUGGGAGUUUAUUUGACCUAUAAGAAAUGUUAUGGGAAAAACCGUCAGGAAUUUUCCGAGAGCAAAAGUGAUGAAACAGUCUCCGAGUCAUCGCUCUAUAAGGUGAAUGAAGGAUUUCAAGCACAUUAAAAGUAGACAACAUAUGGACAAAAAAGAAGAAUUCUAAAGAACUACAACAAUAUUUAAAAAUAUUUCUUUUGCUGGGAUAUUUGGCAAGAAAAAAAGUGAAAAUUUUAAUUUCAACUGAAUCUAUGUAUUUAUUGGUUUGGGUACCAAGUGACUGGUGGUCCAAAUCUUUAAUGUGACAAAUAUUUAUAUGUAAAUAAAUAUUUUGUGUCUUUGAAAUAUGCCAAAAACAAUAUCUUCAAACCUUGUCUAAACCUGAUAACACCGAGAACCUCAUAACUCCUGAACUGAAUUCUUACCCAGAAUCUCAUAACUCAGAGAUGAGCACCUGACUUUUUGUAUGUUAUAACAGAUCCACUGAAUUAUUACUAUGGUGAUUAAGAUUUUCUCCAGUAUUUAUGAUUGUAAAAAGAUUGAAAUGAACAUCUUCCACUGACAUAUUAUUAUUUUGAAAAUGUUGCAACCUAUUUUUAUAACUUUGUAUUGUAACAUGGGCAAAUAUCUCAC